This is a messenger RNA of Linum trigynum, 5587 nucleotides long. NCBI's taxonomy places the organism in Eukaryota, Viridiplantae, Streptophyta, Magnoliopsida, Malpighiales, Linaceae. The record is from the annotation of a GenBank genome assembly.
UCUAAAUCACCAUUCAUAAAAUAGCUUUAACAUUCAUCUCCUACAUGAAAGUUAUUGUAAAUAUUGGUGAAUAGAUAUCUAUAAUGUUUCCUCUUCACCUAAAGACUUAGCUACUAGGCGAUCAUUAUACUCAUAAACUAAACCAUCAGGUUUCAGUUUUUCUUUUGGAAAUCCAUUUAUUACCUUCGACUUCAUUGCCAAGAAGUAAUUCUCAUAGAUGCCAAAUCUUAUUCGAUUCUAUCGAUAUAUUACCCAAGGCUUUACAACCAAAAGGUAACUCUACAAGAUUUUAAGUCUUAUUAGAUUCCAAUAAUUCCAUUUCGUUAAUAAUGGAUUCUCCCACAAUUCUGCAUCUUUAUGGAAGUUCGAACUUCUAGCAUACUUGUAUGAUCUUUCUUUCUUAGUGUGUGAAUAACAAAUUCAUAACCAAAAUCCUUUCAUGAUUUAUGGUUCAUUUGUCUCUUCUGAGUUCAUACCCAGAUUCAUCACCCCCACUAGUUAUCCAUUAUUUCUAAUAGUAGCCAGGAUAUCACCCCACCAUUUCUUAAUAUAAAUGGAAUUUAUUGGUAUCAAUCGAUUUCACAAACUAAUGAGUAUUUCAUUAUAUAGGCUUAUGUGUUUUACUAAUGCAUAUCCAAUAAACAUAUAGUCAUAUGAUUACUUGUAAUCAUAUAGCACUGAUUCUCAAAUUCUUCUACCAGCCAACCAAAUAAUCAGAGCAAUUAAUAUUAAUGCGAUAAAGCAUUUCAAGCCAUUCCAAAUAAGCAUUACAUCACGUUUACCCAUAUUUAUCGUGUCAGAUCAAAGAUUAUGAUUCUCUAAUCACAUAUUUAUGGGUUUAUUAGCUUAGCUAUGAAAAUCAUAUUUAUCACAACCAUUAUGAAAAUGUGACCCUAGCUAUUCAAUUCCUCAAGAUAUACGUCAAAGACGUGCAUGCAAGAACCAUAAGAAUUCAACAUUUUAAAUUUAUCAUCAUAUGCCUACUCUCAUGACCAUGAUCAAUAGUGGAGUGAGCAAUACUCAACAACACUUUCUUAAUAGCAUAUGUCUUAGUAUGCUUCGAGAUACUAAUAUUUAGCCACCAUUCUUCAGAGUUACCAACAUGGUUAAUCUUUGCUCUUUUGUCAAUCAUCAUAGCCACCAAUCCUACUUUUCAAUCAAGUUAACACUAGAACAAGUGUUAUACUUGUUCCUACACUUUCGUGUCUUAUGACCUAAUUUCUCGCAACUAUUGCAGAGAAACAAAGCGUCACUCUUAGAGGAUUGGACGAUGAUCCUUUAGUUACCAUGAAUGGUACCAUUUUAAUUGGUGUGAAUCUGAUUCGGUUUGCUAUCCUGAUUCUUGAACCUUAUUAGGGUUUAGAAACGUACAAAUGGUUCUCGUGGUACUGACAAACAGUACUAAAUAAAUAAGGACAUAUAACCCAUUCCACUAGCAUAUUUACUACAUAAUAUACAUUCAUAUAUGCUUCAGAGUAUGCAUUCAUGUAAUCAAAAUUACUCUCGAAGACGUGUGUAUGAAGUUCUAAUAAUCGAGUUAACAAAUCUCAAUGUCAACAUGCACCAAUUCUAGAUUUCAUUCUAGCAUUGAUAACCUUUCUCAACUCCAUGCACAAACUCAUAUGAAAUUGAUUCUAAUUAUGUCAUUCAUAAAUGACUCAUAAGUAAGGUUUCAACUCUUACCUCUUUUCAAGAAGUCAUUAUAUUCUCCUCGUCCUCAUCGUGCUCCACUCCAUAGCGCCUUCGAUGUUAGCACAUAACAUCGCGCGCCCCUCCUUGCUUUAUGGUAGUUGAUCAUGGCUUCAGUUCAACCGGCGCAUACAAAUUCAUGCCGACGUGCACAGCUGCUGUGGUGCCAACAUUAGUGGACAUCUAGGUUCGUUUAAACCAAAAUAUUUCUAGGCCCAGGAAUUGAAAGGCCUGCUAACUUCACACAAAAAGGACACGCUUGUCCAUUCUUCCUCAUUCUGGUGGGACUUGGACAAUUAGUUAGUCGUGGCUUUCUUUCAUUUACUUGGCCCGAGAUUGAAUUUCCUUGGCCCAUUCAAUCGCGCAAACCACGUUUCCCCAACUGGCUUCCGUUGCAAUGGGCCCUGGGCUAGAUCCGAAAAUCAACACGAUUUAGGGUUGUCUCCUUCCCAGUGAUAGUUCACCCACAUCCGCCAGGAAGCUGCAACCCCUCCAGAUGGCUUCUGAUCUGUCUGAUUGUGAUGGGAUCAAGUAAGGAGGCCAUUUUUCUGGGGCUCGCCUUUGCUUCCAAGCAAUUUUCGGUAUGACCAAAUAGAAGCUACCGAGUCUCUAGGCUCUUCACAUAGGGCAAUGUGACAGCGAAGAAAAGGAAGGCUUCCACAGUUGCGGGGCCGAUCUCUUUGCAAUCUCCGAUUUCCGUCAGUAAUCCCCAUGUUCUUGUUCCAGAUUAACCCCCGCAGCACAACGGCAGUCUUUCAGGUGUGUCUGUUUAUCUCGCCGCGAGAAGGAAAAGAAGCUGGGGGAGUUCUGCUCAUGAAUCCACGAUCUCGUGAUCAAGAAUCGGCACUCUGUUUGGUAUACACGGCACAACCAAAAGUCUUAAAAUUGUUAUAAACCGAACAUAAAAUUUAGGGUUACCGAAUCUGGUUGAGUCGCGGACUAGGUCGCUCUCUUUAAGACGUUCGCGGCACUGCCUCGUAUUGCGCACAGCAGACUAUUAGCCGGUCGCCUCCAGGAUAAAACAGCCAUUCUGAUUUGUUACUCAUCGAUUUUGUGCGAAAACCGGAGCUCUAUGAACUCACUCUCUCUCGUGUUUAUGCUCUUCUACUUUUUUAGGGUAAGGCAACUCAUCUAUUUAUAUAGGAUGAGACCUUCAGCCUUCCCCUCUUGGUGGAGGAAUUGAGAAUCUUCUUAAGGAAGGAAAUCAAGAGUAAUAACUCCUGAUUAGACCUUUCUUUAAUGCAGACAAUUAACCCGAUUGAUAAAAGUUUCCUUUAAUACCAGAAAUCAAUCCGAUUGAUUGAAAUUUUCCGUUAGUAUGGGCAAUUGAUAUGAUCAUGAAAGAUUCCUUCAAUAUGGAAAAUCAAUCCAAUUGAUUGAACUUUCCGUUAAUUCGGUCAAUUAAUUCUGAUUGAAGAAACGUUUCCUUCAAUACGGAGAAUUAAUCCGUAUUAACUUCCUUACCUUUUUCAAAGACUUUCCUUUAGUUUUUUUUUUCAAACUAUUCGCAUUUCUCAAUAAUUCUUGAAGGUGGAAACUCCCAUGAUACGAAGAGGUAGAGUCACGAGAAAAUGAUGAGAAGGUAAGAUGGAUGACCCCCAUCAUCGCUUGUAAAAUUUGGCACAAAAAAAAUCGGUAAUAGAGGAAAGAAUGAUAGGGGAAAUAAGUAAUAGAAAGACAAGGGUAAAAUGAGUUUAUUGAAAAGUGACAAGGACAUAAUUGAAUUUUUUUUUUCUAAAAUAAUGAGUCAUUUGGCGAUAACUCAUAGAUAGGAGGCAUUUGGAAAUGACUCAAUAGAGGGAUUUUUCCAGAAAUAGCACCUUUAAAAAAAAUUACAAAAAUAGCGCCCAUCCGAAAAAAUUUACACUAAUAGCACCCUUUUAAUAGACCGCACCUUAUAGGUGCGUUUUACAUUUAAACCGCACCCUAAGGGUGCAUUUUAUAAAUAAACCGCACCAGUAAGGUGCGUUCCAAAUUUCUGGACCCAAACCGCAUUUUGGCCAAGCGGUUUUAGGUCUGACCUACAAAAACCGCUUGGCCGAGGUUCGGUUUUGGCAUGACCUAUUAAAACGGCAUUAUAAAGGUGCGGUUUGUUUCUCCCAAACAAAACCGCAUCCUUAUGGUGCGAUUUUGCCAUACAAACCGCACCUUGAAGGUGCGGUUUUGGUCAAUCAAUUUCCGACAUACCAUGCAGACGUAACAGACGUGGGUCUGCAUGGGCCUGCGUGGCAGACGAAAACUGCACCCCUAAGGUGCGGUUUUCAUCAGUGAUUUUACCUAUAAAAGGCCUCCUGGACAACCACUUCUCUUCACACCUCUCCUUCUCCAUUUUCAAUUUUCUGUUGUAGCUCUAUAUUUCUUUAGUAGUUUUGCGAUUAACGUUAACUCGUAAGUUUAUUUAGUAUUACUUUUUAUUGUUAUUUUUGAUUUUUGAUUUUUAUGAUAUUAACUGAACUACAGAUUUAUCGCAGAUGGCAUUUCAAAAGUUCACGUUUGGCUUAUGGUGGAAUGAUUACACAGAAGAGACCGGAAAGGGGGUCACCUACAUAGGUGGCAAUUUUCACAAGAUAAAGGUCGCUACCGGACCGCUGCUUGAAGACCUCCAUCAAAUGUGCACUAACGUUACUUGCAUGGAUGGCACGAGAAGAGUUGAUCGUAUGGUGUACCGAUAUCCAAACAGAGAAAGUGGGUCAUUGUGGCAUGAGGAAUAUCUCAUAACCACUCAGGAUGAGGUAGACGCCAUGCUCGAAUUCAUGAGGUCCAACAAUCUUUCCAAAGCCGAGAUGUUUGUUUACACCGAGUCGGUCGUAGACGCUGGAGGUCACUCUGGACACGGUCAAAUAUCUGGUAUUCAUGGUGGAGGUGAAUUAUAUGGCGAUUAUCCCUACCAAAGUUACCAUGAUCCUCAUUCAUAUUUUCAGUACCAAGAGCAAGGUGAAGGUCAUCAUCAAUCUUUCCCGUCAUAUGAAGAAGAAGUUCAACCGGACCUCCCUAACCAACCUCAGUACAACUUCCACUCAGGCAGCGGUAGUUUUCAUAACUACCAUUAUGGAGCUGAUGAAGGUGCCAUUCAUGAGCUGGAUCAGAUGGAGGAUGUCAUGCCAGCACCAGUCAGUGACCCCUCCGAUGAAGAAGGAGAGAACAACGUCAGUGCAGACAGCUCCAACCCUCUUGAAGGUGCCGAUGAUUCAGGACCAGAGUCAGACUCAGCUAAUGAUGAUGAGGGGGCUCGUGACCGUGUACCAGUCCCCUACUACAAUCACAUUCCAGACGACAAUUGGAUGGUCGACAGCGACAUGGAGCCUCCAGAGGUCCCAAUAUGGGGUCCACUCACUGGGUUUAUGAAGGACCAACAAUUUGGCUCGAAGAAGGAGGUGCGACACGCCAUUGAGACAGAAGCAAUGACUCGGCAUUUUGAAUGGCACACAACUCAUUCCAACACUAAAAGGCUCAUAGUCAGAUGCCGUAAUCAUCACGAGGGGUGCAGUGUUAGGAUUCGGGCCAUCAACAGCAAGAGACACGGCCACUGGGUCAUAUCCCGUGCGGUGAACACACACACAUGUGUGUCAUCCAUAACUUCGAAAGGCCAUCGACAGUUGAAGAGAUACAUACAUAUUAUAAUUUAAAGAGAUACAUACAUAUUAUCGUAAAACAAACAUACUAAAUUAACUAAAAUAAAUGACAUUGUUAAUGAAUAAUAAUUUAAGAGAAACACACAUAUUCAAAUGUUUGAAAUUAAUAAAAUUCAUUUUCUACACAUCAAAAUAAAUCGUAAGGGUUGUUUGGUAAAUAAUUUAAUCGUGUUGGUUGUUUUAAAUAAUUUAAUCGAAUACAAAGCAACACUCUCGUUAGACUCUUAGAAGAGGUAUACAUCUUCUUAUAAACGCAGUCUUUUUGA